UACAAAACAACACGCCACACCUUCCGGCACGAUCGACUUUUUACCAGCCACCAACCGAUGACAGCGACAACAACAACGGAGACGUCGUCGGAUGAGACGCCUCGAGAGAGUUGCAGUGACGCGACGACGACGAACGUGGUGAUGUAUUCCUAUUCCUUAACUCAAAUUACCCCAUAUGCAUAAAAAGAUGAUUCCUUCAUUGAGACUGCUCACACGAUGUGUUCAUUUUGUGAGCAAAUCAUCAAAUCUUUUGCCUCCUCCGGUGGCUCAUUCAAACUUUGCUAAAUCUUGCUCCGUGUAUUUUUCCAGCAAACCAAUCGAAACGAAAAAGUUCAAACGUCGUAGAAUCUCCAGCAGCGAUGAAGAUGAAACGCCAAACUCCAAAAAUGAAACUCCUGCCAAAAAGCAAAGUUUAGUCUCAAAAUCUCCUGAGAAGUUAGUUAAAUCUGAUCCAGAAUCCACUCCAACAAAACCAGAGAAGAAAAGUCCUCCAAAGUCAGUUAAAAAGACCCCAGCAUCGGAGAAGAAGUCGAAGAAAUCAAGUCCCAAAGCAUCAAAGGUGAAAAAAGAAACAAAAUCCCCAACCCCCGUGAAAGACUCCAAGGCCAAGAAGGCAAACAAUGGUUCCACGAAAGUAAAAGAAGACAAGGAAGAAGAAGAAAAAACUCCAAAAGAAUCUAAAUCUGAAGAAGAAACACCAUCAAAAGAGAAAGUUAAGGAUGAGAAGACUUCUCCCCCAAGCAAGACCGAGGAAAAGGUCACUCUCAAAGAACUAAAACUCCAAACAGCUGGACAAGGUCAGAAAGGUGCCGACUAUGAUCCCUCAAAGAGAAACUACCAUCCCAUCAAUGAUGCCUUCUGGAAACGUGGUGAAAAAACCCCGUACUUAGCUUUGGCUCGAACCUUCCAACUGGUUGAAGAGAUAAGUGGUCGCCUCAAGAUGAUUGAAGUCUUAAGUAACUUCUUCCGCUCGGUGAUAGUUCUCAGUCCCAAUGACCUCCUUCCGUGUGUCUAUCUGUGUCUCAACCAACUCGCUCCAGCUUAUGAAGGCUUUGAAUUGGGAGUUGCAGAAACAUCUCUGAUGAAGGUCAUCUGUCAAACAACAGGCCGUAGUAUGGCUCAGAUUAAGUCCCAAGUCCAAUCGACUGGAGAUUUAGGAAUCGUGGCUGAGCAAUCGCGAAGCAAUCAACGCAUGAUGUUCCAACCGGCUCCUCUCACAGUUGACUCCGUGUUCCAUCGUCUGAAGGAGAUCGCCAAGAUGCAUGGCCACUCCGCAAUGAACAAAAAAGUGGACAAAAUCCAGUCGCUCUUUGUUGCCUGUCGCCACUCCGAGGCGCGUUUCUUUAUUCGUUCGCUUCUGGGGAAACUGCGGAUUGGCUUAGCCGAGCAGUCUCUGCUCCAAGCUCUCGCUCUAGCCUGCACAAAUACUCCCCCCAAUCAAAAGGAGUAUCCACCGAAGAUCUUGCAGGCGUCGAAGAAGCUCAGCGAGAGCGCCUUUAAGUCCGAAGUCGAUGAGAAUGCUCUGAUUCUAAAGACCACAUAUUGUCAAUGUCCCAAUUACGAUCGAAUCAUCCCCGUUCUCUUGGAACACGGUCUGGACGAGCUGCUCGAUUACUGUCCCAUGGAACCAGGCACUCCACUCAAACCCAUGUUAGCACAUCCCACAAAGGGAGUCCAUGAAGUGUUGGAGCGUUUCGAAGGCAUCCAAUUCACCUGCGAAUGGAAGUACGAUGGCGAACGCGCCCAGAUCCAUCGCGACGAGAAAGGAGUCAUCAGCAUUUACAGCCGAAACCAGGAGAACAACACUUCCAAGUAUCCCGAUUUGAUUUCUCGAAUUGAUGACAUCAAGAAGGACCACGUCGAGUCGUACAUCAUUGACAGUGAAGUCGUGGCUUGGGAUGUCGAACGGAAGCAGAUUCUUCCAUUCCAAGUUCUGAGCACGCGGAAGCGCAAAGAUGCCGACGAAGCUGAGAUCAAGGUCCAAGUUUGUGUCUACAUGUUUGAUUUGUUGUAUUUGAAUGGGAAGCCUUUGGUGACGAAGAAUUUUGUGGAUCGUCGACGCUUGUUGAAGGAGACUUUCAAUGAGAUCCAAGGGCAGUGGCAAUUUGCGACGAGUGUCGAUACCAACGACACUGAUGAGGUUCAAGCGUUCCUCGAGGAAUCAAUCAAAGGAAACUGCGAAGGUCUGAUGGUGAAGACUCUGGACAAAGAGGCGACCUAUGAGAUAGCCAAGCGCUCAAGAAAUUGGCUUAAACUGAAGAAGGACUAUCUCUCUGGAGUGGGAGACUCUCUGGAUGUUGUCGUGAUUGGAGGCUACAUCGGCAAGGGCAAACGAACCGGGACCUAUGGAGGCUUCCUGUUGGCCUGCUACGAUGCCGACAAUGAGGAGUAUCAGAGUAUUUGUAAAAUUGGAACAGGUUUCAGUGAUGAGGAUCUCCAGACCCACGCUGAAUUCUUCAAAAAGCACGUAAUUAAGGAACCCAAAUCUUACUAUCAAUACGACAGCUCCCACGAGCCCGACGAAUGGUUCGAUGCUGUUCAGGUGUGGGAGAUAAAAUGUGCCGAUUUGUCCCUCAGUCCUGCCCAUAAGGCGGCCAUUGGAAUUGUCGACCCAGAGAAGGGAAUCUCUCUGCGUUUCCCUCGAUUCAUUCGGAUACGAGACGACAAGACCCCUGAAGAUGCCACUUCAGCUCAACAGGUAGCCGACAUGUACUCGAAUCAGGAUCAAAUCAAGAACCAACAACAUGGAUCCAAGGAUCCUGAAGAUGAUUUCUAUUAGGAACCCAAAUCAUACAAAGAGAGAGUCAAUUUUGUUUAAGUCUGUUAUAAGCGUUUUAUUUUGUUUUCUUUAAUUUUAGGUAAAAACUAAUAAAAGAUCCUCGCUCGAA
Molecule: messenger RNA, 2888 nt
Organism: Eupeodes corollae
Lineage: Eukaryota; Metazoa; Arthropoda; Insecta; Diptera; Syrphidae
Product: DNA ligase 1-like
Exons: 8
Coding region: 176-2779 (867 amino acids)
Biological process (GO): Okazaki fragment processing involved in mitotic DNA replication; DNA recombination; lagging strand elongation
Cellular component (GO): mitochondrion; nucleus
Molecular function (GO): DNA binding; ATP binding; DNA ligase (ATP) activity
Source: RefSeq, a predicted model, not a curated record